Molecule: messenger RNA, 1428 nt
Organism: Heteronotia binoei (common prickly gecko)
Lineage: Eukaryota; Metazoa; Chordata; Lepidosauria; Squamata; Gekkonidae
Product: tripartite motif-containing protein 10-like
Exons: 7
Coding region: 1-1428 (475 amino acids)
Molecular function (GO): protein binding; zinc ion binding
Source: RefSeq, a predicted model, not a curated record
AUGGCCUCAGCUCCACCAUCCAUAGAGAUAGAGCAGGAGGCCAACUGCCCCAUCUGCCUGGAGUUCCUGACAGACCCCGCGGUCCUGGCGUGUGGGCACAGCUUCUGCCAGGCCUGCAUCACUGACUACUGUGAGAAAUGGGAGACUCUGGGAGACUUGGAGUGUCCUGUCUGCAAAUUCAAGUUCCAGAAAGGGGCUUUCUGCCGAAACUGGCAGCUGAGAAACAUAGUAAAAAAAAUUAAACUGAUGUCACAAAGUUCAAGAAAAGGUCUUUGCUUGAGACACCAGGAAAAUCUCUGCUUCUUCUGCAAAGAGGAUGAAAAAUUGGUGUGUGCUGUCUGUGAGCAAUCCCCAGAACACCAAGGACACACAAUAAUUUCCCUGGAAGUGGCUGCUAAGAAAUACAAGGAUGAAUUCUGCAACCGUCUGGAGGUUCUGAAGAAGGAGAGAAAGAGAAUUGUGGUGUAUAAAGGAGAUGUGGAGAAGGAAAGUCAAAUCUUGCUCAAACAAACCAAAGAAGAGAAGCAAGAGACAGUAGCCAAAUUCAGGCAACUGCACACAUUUCUGGAGGAACAAGAGAAACUUUUGCUGGCCCAGAUGGAAGAGGUGGAGAAGGAGGUGGCGAGAAACAGGGACCAGCAUCUGGCCAGAAUCUCUGAGGAGCUCUCUUCUCUGGAAAGACUCAUCCGGAAGAUGGAAGAGAAAUGUCAGCAGCCGGCCAGUGAUCUCCUGAAGGAUGUCAGAAGCACAUUGCAGAGGUAUGAAGACAAGGAGUCGUUUGAGAAUCCAGUGGCUAUUCCACUUGCACUGAAGUGGCACAUCUGGGACUUCUCAGGUUUAAAUCUCCUUUUGGAGGGCAUCGAGAAGCAACUCAAAGACACUCUGGAUUCUGGACUUCAUCCGCAGAAAGCAAAUGUGACUCUGGAUCCACACACGGCCAAUCCAUUGCUCAUCCUGUCUGAGAGUCAGAAAAGCGUGCGAGUGGGAGAACAACCUCAAGCUCUGCCCACCAGUUCUGAGAGAUUUGAGAAGUAUACUGCUGUGCUGGGCCGUGAGGGAUUCACAGGAGGCUGCCAUUUCUGGGAAGUCCUUGUGGGAAGUGAGGAAGGCUGGGUUGUGGGGGUGGCCAGAAAGUCUGUGAGGAGGAAGGGAGAACUCACUUUUACUCCUGAGGAAGGGAUGUGGGGUGUGGGGAAGUGGGCAGGGAAGCACAGGGCUUAUGCGGAAGAAUAUAGGUUUCCCCUGACUGUGACUGGGGAGCUGAAGAGGAUCCGAGUCUGCCUGAACUACGCUGGGGGGCGAGUGGCCUUUUUUGAUGCUGACCGAGCAGCCCUUCUAUACAAGUUCUCUGGAGCCUCCUUCCAUGGAGGGACCCUCCUGCCCUUCUUUUUAGUUUAUGGAAAAGGCCAUCUCAAAAUCUCUUCCUAG